GUCCAUCCUAGUUUUAGGCCGUGAGCGUCACGCAGAGUCUACAGGAGGCGUGGAGGUAGACGUACGCGCGGGAGAUGUGGUUGUUGUCCCAGCGGGCGUGUCGCAUCGGUCGCUCAGCGCCACAGUCGACUAUCGUUAUAUGGGGGUCUACCCGGAGCAAUGUCCCCGAUGGCGUAAUGACUUUUGCAAGGGUACAGAAGCGAUGGACAAGUUGGAAGAAGAGAUCCGAAAAGUGAUCAUCCCGGACCAUGACCCGGUGUAUGGCUUGGAUGGACCGUUGGCGGUGCUGUGGCGAAAGGCGUCCCGGGAGAGUAAGCUGUAGUCGAGAUAGGAUGAUAUCGGGACGUUACAUUUAGCAGACAACGCAGAGACCGUCCUGGAGAACAGAAACCGUCCCCGAACCGAUCCCGUGAUCGGAAUGAGCCCUACGGUGGGCACCGGAUGGACCGAACAGCUUGGAUUGAUAUAAGAUCAGAGCUAUAUCAGAACCAUAUCAAGUGGAAAGAUAUUCUAUCAAGCUCGUAUCCAAGCUCUUUUGUCUGGGUACUCGCGUCAUGUCUCUGUCAUCUUUUACAAAUGCCCUGUGCUCUAGCGAUGGGAGUCCGGAACGGGUCUUGCCCGCGUCGUGGUAUACAUCUCAGGAGAUGUACGAACUUGAACGACGGGCCAUUUUCUCCAAAAAAUGGCUGCUAACCACGCAUAAGCGCCGCUUAGCCACCACCGGGGAUUUCGUUCGCGAUGAGAUCGCAGGCUUCCCAUUCAUCCUGGUGCGGGACAAGGAUGGCGGGAUCAAUGCCUUCCACAAUGUCUGCCGACACCGCGCCUUCCCCGUGGUGACCCAGGAGUCUGGCACGACGCGUAUCUUCUCCUGUCAGUAUCACGGCUGGUCCUACGGCCUCAACGGGAAACUCGCCAAGGCGCCGGGCUAUCAGGACCUGGCGGGUUUCGACAAGAGCCAGAACGGCCUCUUCCCGAUCCACGUCCACAUCGACGAUGGCGGGUUCGUCUGGAUCAACCUGGAUGCGGGAGAGAGCCCGGAGAUUGUAUGGGAAAACCGAUUGAAGGGUCCGAAUCAGCAGCAGCGGAGUGAGAACGAUCCGUUCGACAACUACGAGUUCCACCACACUUGGGAGCGGGAGGCGGCGUACAACUGGAAGCUCCUGGCAGAUGACGGCGGCAUCAUCCACGCCAACCUCCAAUCGGAGAAGGUAACCAGCACGGGCUGUUUCCCAAACGCCUCCCUGACGGUGUCGCCGCAUUGGUUCUGCAUCCAGCGAUGCGUGCCCACCUCAGCCACCAGGUGCGUCGUGCGCCACGAGGUGUACCGCAACCCGAACGCCAGCGACGAGGAUUUUGACCAGACCUACAUGUCGUAUCAGCGGAUUAUGUGCGAAACCCAGGAUCAGUGCGCCAGCACACAAGAGGAACUGGUCAACAGGGACAUCGGGAUCGGCGACCGGGAUCCCCCAGUGGAGUCGUGUUCGCCGGACUUUCAGACCAUGUGCCGGGAGUUGGUGCUGGCGCAUCACCGGCGCGAAGACGAGGUACAGAAAGAGAUUUGGCCCGCGCGACAGCAACUCCCAUUGACAGCCUUGGCAAGCCACGAUGAUCUGGACUUUUGCUCCCGGCUGACGGCAUCGAACGAGGGCUGCGAAUCUUCGGGUCUGGCGGGAAAGGGUUGCUCGGGAAUGUGUACAUCGGCUGCCACUAAGGCCCUUGCGUACUAGGAAUGCACUAGCGAGUGUUUGAGGGUCCUGUAUUCGGUUUGAAUUUCAGUCGUAGUACUUUGUUCUGGUUCAGAAGUGGGUCGGUCGUGGUUAAGUGAUAUUCACCACCACUCAGUGAUGGUCUGUCUGCAUUGACUUUUUUCUGUCACCCUGCUUUUUCUUCGUAUUAAAAGGAGACAUUGUAUUUCCAACCAUCCCGUCCACGAAGCCCCUGGUAUUGCUGUCAGAUCGCCUUCCUUAUCACCAGUAUAGUUUGGACCGUCCAUCGUCCGAUGGGUGUGGGUGUAAAACCAGCACCUCUCGUCCACACGAACAAAGCAGAUUGAUAACAAUGCAAAAGGAUCACUUGAUCGACAUUGGAAUGGGUCUCCCGGGACAUUUUAACCCUUUCUAGGAACGCUGGGGGCAAUCUAGACCCGGACGGACCGCUUGAACGGACCGGGAUAGCCAACUCACUAGCAAUGUGGAACGCCAUGAGCGGGGUAGACCGUCACAAGCCCGACUGAACUGGGAACAUCAUAGAUACUGUCGUCUAUCCUGGUCCGGUCGAGUCUCGCGGAUGGGG
Aspergillus candidus is the source of this 2292-nucleotide messenger RNA. Its product is annotated as aromatic ring-hydroxylating oxygenase subunit alpha. The transcript has 2 exons. Bases 555 to 1727 code for a protein of 390 amino acids. NCBI's taxonomy places the organism in Eukaryota, Fungi, Ascomycota, Eurotiomycetes, Eurotiales, Aspergillaceae. Gene Ontology annotation, molecular function: iron ion binding; 2 iron, 2 sulfur cluster binding. The record is from RefSeq and is a predicted model, not a curated record.